Rhodotorula toruloides NP11 is the source of this 1038-nucleotide messenger RNA. RefSeq names its product Peptidyl-prolyl cis-trans isomerase, cyclophilin-type. Gene Ontology annotation, molecular function: peptidyl-prolyl cis-trans isomerase activity. NCBI's taxonomy places the organism in Eukaryota, Fungi, Basidiomycota, Microbotryomycetes, Sporidiobolales, Sporidiobolaceae. The transcript is spliced from 5 exons. Gene Ontology annotation, biological process: protein peptidyl-prolyl isomerization. The record is from RefSeq and is a predicted model, not a curated record. Bases 1 to 1038 code for a protein of 345 amino acids. Gene Ontology annotation, cellular component: intracellular membrane-bounded organelle.
AUGGUCAACCCGCGUGUCUUCCUCGACUUUGCGGUCGAGGGCGAACCGCUUGGUCGCGUCGUCUUCGAGCUGUUCGCGGAUGUGGUGCCAAAGACGGUCGAGAACUUCCGCGCUCUUUGCACCGGCUCAAAGGGCGUGAACGAGAUUGGGAUCCCGCUGUGGUACAAGGGCUCGCCCAUGCACCGAAUCAUCGCAGGCUUCAUGGUCCAGGGCGGCGACUUUACGAUGCGCAACGGCAAAGGCGGCGAGUCGAUCUACGGCCAGACGUUCGAGGACGAGGACCUGAGGCGCGAGAUUGAUUCGGAAGGGUUGUUGUGCAUGGCGAACAAGGGACGCAACACCAACUCCUCUCAGUUCUUCGUCACCCUGCGCCCUUGCCCUCACCUGAACGGCAAACACGUUGUCUUCGGCAAGGUGGUCAAGGGCUACGAAAUCAUCGUCGCGAUGAGCAAGAUGCCGGUCGACGCCAAGGACCACCCAACACAGCUCAUUACGAUCUCGCAUUGCGGCGAGCUCGAGCGCCGCGUCGCGGCGAAACCCAAAACCCCUCCUCCCGCCUCGCCAUCCGCCACUUCCCGCUCGCGGUCUCGCUCUCGCUCCGUCUCUCGCUCGCCUUCGCCCGACCGCAAUUGGUCCCGUUCAUCCCGCCACCGCUCUCGCCGCCACGACACCGAUGAGUCUGGCUCAGAAGACGACGACCGUCGCCGCCGUCAUCGCUCGUCCUCGCACAAACACCGCUCUUCUCGACGACACAAGCACCGCUCGUCUCGUCGCUCAGCGUCUCCUGCGCGGAAGGAGGACUCGCCCGAGCUCUCAGCGGAACAGAUUGCGGCGCUAGAGGCGCAAAAUAGGGAGGAAGAAACUGCGGCGAAAAGGAGACGUGAGGAGGAGGAGCGCGAGGCAGAGUUGCGUAGGCGCGAGGCGCAGGAAGCGAGGGAGCGCUACGAGCGGGAGCAGAUCGCGAAGGGCGGGAUCAUCUACAAGGGAAGGGGGCGGAUGAAGGCGGAUAGCGGUAGGGGUGGAAUGAGGGGCUGGUAA